UUAGCUCCCCUUCCGGGUAAAUAACUUUUCGUCAAAAUACGGAGUAGAUGUUUACUUAACCUAUACUCCGUACUCCGUAUUCGUUAAACAACUUUUUUUUAAAUACCCUAGGAUUCUAUCGCCAUACGUUCAGAAAAAUAGAAAUACAUCCCGGAGGAGUAUUAUACAGUCCACAGCAGCGGCAGCUCUCCAGUUGAGCGGCAGGAAGCCUGCAUCCCUUACUACAUGGUGAACAGUGUAACUGUAGAUCCAUUAGAUCGGGACAUGGAGCAGUUUGCCGAGGUUGAUCCCACGGGCCGUUACGGGCGCUAUAGUGAACUAUUAGGAUGUGGAGCUGUAAAGAAAGUUUAUAGAGCAUUCGAUCAUGAGGAGGGGAUUGAAGUUGCUUGGAACCAAGUAAAGCUUCGAAAUUUUGCAGAUGAUCAGCAAGCCCUUGACCGCCUGUAUUCUGAGGUUCGUCUUUUGAAGACUCUCAAGCAUAAAAGCAUAAUUGCACUGUAUUCUGUUUGGACUAAUCAGGAACGGAGCACUUUGAAUUUCAUCACUGAAGUGUGCACUUCUGGAAAUUUGAGGGAUUAUAGAAGGAAACACAAGCAUGUUUCUAUCAAAGCGGUUAAGAAGUGGUCUAAACAGAUUCUUAAGGGGUUGGAGUAUUUGCACACUCACGAUCCGUGCAUCAUUCAUAGAGAUCUUAAUUGCAGUAACAUUUUCAUCAAUGGCAACGUUGGUCAGGUUAAAAUUGGUGAUCUUGGUUUUGCAACUAUUGUUGGAAAGAGUCAUUCGGCACAUUCCGUUCUCGGGACCCCAGAGUUUAUGGCACCAGAAUUGUAUGACGAGAAUUACACGGAGCUAGUCGAUAUAUAUUCGUUCGGGAUGUGUGUUCUUGAAAUGGUAACUCUAGAGUUACCCUAUAGUGAAUGUGAUAAUGUGGUGAAGAUAUACAAGAAAGUCACUUCUGGAAUAAGGCCUCGAGCUAUGGACAAAAUAAAAAACCCCGAAGUUAAGGCUUUCAUUGAAAAGUGUCUCUCUAAAUCAAGUGAGAGACCUUCUGCUUCUGAUCUUCUCGAGGAUCCUUUCUUCAAUGGCAUUACUGACAACUAUGAUGAUGACGAUAAUAAUAACAAUGAAAGUAGUACUCACAGCUGAUUCUCAUCUUCCUUGUGUAAAUAGUUUAUGCUUACCUUUUUCUGGGCGAAGAUUUUGGGUGGAGUGUUUUUAUGAAGUGUUUCAUAUCUAGCAAUGUAAAGAUUUAAAGUUCUUGAUAUUUGUAUAAAGAAUAAGGACUCAAAUUUGGUCAAAAGUUGUCAUGGAUGGCGUGUAUUGUGGAUUUUAAAAGUUAUAAAUUGUUCUCAUCCGAGUCAACAAGGAUGGGUUUGAAAU
This is a messenger RNA of Cuscuta epithymum, 1380 nucleotides long. NCBI's taxonomy places the organism in Eukaryota, Viridiplantae, Streptophyta, Magnoliopsida, Solanales, Convolvulaceae. The record is from the annotation of a GenBank genome assembly.